Molecule: messenger RNA, 2031 nt
Organism: Camelina sativa (false flax)
Lineage: Eukaryota; Viridiplantae; Streptophyta; Magnoliopsida; Brassicales; Brassicaceae
Product: RING-H2 finger protein ATL65
Biological process (GO): protein ubiquitination
Molecular function (GO): transferase activity
Source: RefSeq, a predicted model, not a curated record
UCUUAAGGUCUAAUAAGAAGGAAAAAAAACAUUAGACUGAAGAAGUGAAGUAGAAAUUUCCUUAUAAUCACCGGAAAAUGGAAAAAUACAAGUUCAGUGGAUGAUCACCCAAUAUGAACAUAUGGGAGAUAAAAAGACUGAAAAAAGUCGCAAAAAUCCACUUACUAAUAAAAAAAAAAGUGCACAAAACCAUUAGUAUCAGAGUGGGUCACCACAUCAAAUCCACAUUAAAAUCAAACAACCCUAAAGCAGAGCACUAUCCCUCCUUUCUCAUUCUCUUUUUUUUUUAAUCCUCUCAUUCCAUUUUGCUAAUCUCUUCUUUCCUAUCUAAAAUUAUGAUAAUACUAUCUACAGUUACUUAUCUAUAGAACACUAAUUACCCAAAUUAGUGUACGAUCCAAGGACUUCACGAUUUGAUUGCUUCCAAAUUUGCAAUUAUUUGAUUAAUUAUGACUCAGUUUUUGAUCAUCGUGUAAUUUCUUUGAACCCAACAAAAAAAAAAAACACUGACGUGUAAAUUUGAGUCUUCCCAAUAUGGUUUACCUUUUAGUCAACGCUUCUCUUUGUUUUUUGCUCCACCAAAGUCCCCAAAUACUCAUUUUACGUUUAAACCUUUCACUUGAAGCUCUGUUUUAGACUCUCUUUAUUUCUUUAACCACCAUGCGAUUCGUCGCGGCACCGCCUCGUUCAGGCGAUAUUUCACCGUCUCCUUCACCAUCCUCCGGUGUAUCAGAGGAGAUUCUUUCAAGUUCGUCGGAUCCUCCUUUGGAGUUUAGUCCUCCAUUGAUCGCUAUGGUUGUUGUUUUAGCCGCCGCUUUUCUUUUCGUGACCUACUCUCGUCUCAUCUCCCGCCGUUUUCUCUCACCUCUUUUCCGUCGUUUUAGACGGUGGCGUUCCCGUCGGCGUCGUCUCCUUCACUUAUCUUCAGCUUCCUCUGCUUCAACUUCAUCAUCCGAUCUCCGAUCUUUCUCCCCUUUCCCUUUCGACUCUUUUCAUUACUCUUCUUACUCUCCCUACGGAUUAGACGAUUCCGUCAUCAAAACGCUACCGUUAUUUCUCUACUCCGCCGCGUCUUGCACCGGGAAAACCACGGUGGGGAAAACCUCCGCCGCUGAUUGCGCCGUUUGUUUGUUGGAAUUCGAGGAUGGUGAUUAUUUACGAACACUUCCGUUAUGCUUCCAUGCUUUUCACCUUGAAUGCAUCGAUGAAUGGCUCCGAUCUCACCCUAACUGUCCGUUAUGCCGUACGGCGAUUCUCGGAUCCGCCGUCGUCGCGGCCGCCCCUGUGUCGCCGUUCGUUCCGUUGAUGGCUCCACGGAUUCGUCCGAUCCUCGAUGAUGAUGAUGACGAGAGCAACGCGAUCAUCAUCCGCGGCGAAUUCACACCGUCGCGGAGCAAUUGGAACACUGAUACGGCGGUUACGACGACGAACGAUCAGGAGAUCACAGCGUCGAUGGAAGAGCAAUCAUCACCGGCGAUAUCUCGGUUCCGUGAGCUGAAGAGAUCGUACUCAUUCGAAUCUGAAUCAGAGAGAGUAACGAUGGAUGAACCAGCGACGGUGUCUCCGUGGAGGUACCGGAGAUCUACGUGGAACAAACGUCAAUCACCGUUCGGUAACCUAAUCUCGAAAUCGAGAGUGUUCUCGUUCCGUUACUACAGAAGCACGAAGUCACCGUUCUUCCGGCGGAGAUCAUCGGCGGGAGUGUUUUUUCCGAUAUCGGAACGGAUUACAGCGACGGGAAGCUCAUCGCGGCGGACGAAAUCGAUGACGAGUCCGAUGUUUUUCAGAACAGCACCGCACUCGUCGAGCCGGUUAAGAUGUGGAGAUCCAGAGGCACUGUUAUCGCCGGAGAGAUGGAGGAGGAGGGACACGUGUAGGGGAGAGAUGUGAGAUGAAAAUUGGACGGUGGUGAUGAUGAUAAAAAAAAAAUUGAAGUGGAAGGAGAGAGAGCAUUAAUGGAUUGUGGGGUUUAAAGCAUUUAAUGGAAUUAAAAUGCACGAAACAGAGAAGAUAGAGAGAGUUUCAGAACUU